Cladophialophora immunda is the source of this 3259-nucleotide messenger RNA. RefSeq lists its product as uncharacterized. Gene Ontology annotation, cellular component: cell wall. NCBI's taxonomy places the organism in Eukaryota, Fungi, Ascomycota, Eurotiomycetes, Chaetothyriales, Herpotrichiellaceae. Gene Ontology annotation, molecular function: manganese ion binding. The transcript is spliced from 2 exons. The record is from RefSeq and is a predicted model, not a curated record. Bases 1912 to 2835 code for a protein of 307 amino acids.
AGCGCGUCUCCGAAAGCACCACCGCAACUGACGAGUACGAGUAAUGAAUUCAUCAAUCUCAUCUGCGCUGUCCAAUCUCCAAACAUCUUCUCAGUGCGGUCAUUCUCGACUCCAUAGGCCAGUCCGUGGGAAUCCGCCAUCUCCUGCAUUCAACCGAGAGCCUAUCGUUCCUUGCGGGGGAAUGCCACGCCUCCCCUGGUUGAUCAGGCCUGUCGCCCUUCGACUUCCGUUCAGCCUAUCCUUGUCCCGAAAACCCAAGAAAUCCUCCUUCUGGCUGCCCCUGGUCAUCCUACCACCCACACCAGCCUUUCGGAUCGACUGCCAAUACACUUGGGGUGAGGCGGUGAUGCGGAAAAGACAUUGCCUUUCGUAUCGAUUUGGGGAAAUUGUCUGAAAGCAAGCUGCCUCUCGAAAAGGAUCAGUAUCAUUAUUAAUGCGGCCCAAAAAGAGGCGGACUUGGUGCUCAAGGGGCAGUCCGAUCCGCACUGGCGCAACGCUUGGCCCAGUGGCGCCUCCUGAUGUCAACGGCGUCUCUGCCAUGUGCACGUUUGACAGCGGAAUAACGUCUUGAUGUGCAGGUCAGGCUUGGGUCGGUCGGCGGUCGCCCCUUUAGCGAAUCGGGGGAGCAGAAACAAUAUAUCAAUCAGUGAGUCCAACCUCGUCUCUUGCUGCAACCACCCUGUUUCGCGCCCUUGUCUUGGAGGCAGAUAUAUGUUGCAUGACAAUUAUCUCUUCGCCCAGACCGGGAACCCAGGUUUCUGGAAGCCUUUUUGCCGAGUACACAGAGAUCCUUUUGUACUACAAAGUGUCGAAGAUCUGCACGGUUCCAACCGAGGUGUGCUCACUGUAGGCAUUCGACCGAUGUGAGCAUUGUCGUGCAAAGCCGUUGCUACGCUGCCACAAGUUGUCCAGCGAUUGCGAUACCUAUAUUCGCUGAGGUCAGGUGGGAGACUUGAGCGCCCGCCAGGUAUCCUAAGCCUCAACUGACAGCCUCACCGACUUUUAGCCCUUGAGGGCUUCACACCACUUGAGUCCUUUGGUAAGUGUGCUGGCUCUCUGAAAAAUGAUGAAACACGCCCACUCCGUCAGUCUUCAGCGUUAUCGAACAGGUCAUCGCUACACAGGAAACCAAGGCUUGCGACGCGGCCUGAGUGUGCAGCUUCAAGUCAACACCACUGUACGAUAUUGAGCUGCGAGUAGAUUUUGGUUAAAGCCCCCACUGCAAAGGUCGCUGAAAAACAAAGAUUUAAAAUCAUCAAUUCUUCCCCGACGAUUUGCACUUUGCUCCGGGUCUUCGCUACCGCUCGAUUCUUCAGAGCGCCGACGACUCGACGGUGGUCUUCAUGUCUUGCCACAGAAUCACGGCUCUCGCGCCUUUGUGGCCCUUGCAGCUCCGCGACCCAAUUUCUCACUCAGGUCAUCUCACAGACCCAGACAGGGCAGCCGAUUCCAAUUCCUUGGAAUCACCUUCAAUUCUUUUCGACCCCGAAAAAGAUCACAAUACCCAUCCCCGCGAUUACCCGCCACUUUCAAGCACUCGCUGGAUUUCUGCCCACCCGAAUUCUGCGUCUAUCUCCUCUGCAGCAUCUCCACAAGUUGAAUUAGUGGUCACAUCCGAUCAUGAUCCAAGGCAUAAUGCGGUGAAAAUGUGUUGCGGACGGAAGCGAGCACCAGAGUCGGUAUCAAAUCAAUCGCCUUCCUCAGAGCGGACAAACAAAUGGUGUUCUCCAAUAAGAUCCUGUGGACCUUCACCACCAGGCUAGAAAAUGCAUCGAAUAUUCCACUUCGCCCAAGAUCUGCCUUUCUGUUCGUAAGGUGGACGUUCCCGGAGUCCUCAGAAGAGAAACGGAUCCAGGUGCCUGGGCCAGCAGUUCGCUUGGAAAGGGAAAGCACAUAAGAACGAACCAACCCAUGUCUGUGUCAUGCUCAGACCCAAUUUCCUGGUUCUGCUUGACCAGUCCAGACUGUCGGUAUUGGAGCGAAGCAUUUCGACGAACAUUGAGGUUAUCCAUAAGCUUUGACGAGCCUGGUGUGUUCUGGCUUUUGGCAGCCUUCAUCACGACUAUAGCCACAGUCAAGUUCAGUUUUAUCUGUUUCCGCCGGAAGCCUCCCAUGAUGCUACUCUCAGUGUGUGCUGGAGCCGCCUCCGUCAUCUUUCUUUGCAUCGCACCAGUAUUAGCCGUCGAUCAGACAGUGGACCCAAAGUUAGUUGCGAAUCUGAAGAUGGCAGCGACAAUGAACGACCGACUUCACAUGCUUUCGGACCAGCAGCUUCUCUAUAACUUCUCCUCCAACCCGAUGUAUUCCUGGAAACCGGGAAGUGUCUGCAAUGCAAACGCUGCAACCUGGCCUGUCCUCUCCACCGUUGGGGCGACGGUGGCGCAGCUCAAUCUCGGGCCAUGUGCGAUGCUUGCACCGCACUUACAUAGGGCCAACAACCUCGUUGUUGCAGUGAGUGGCACAACCCAUACAUAUAUGGUGCAGGAGAAUGGGGCACGACUAGUGGAGCAGGUCUUGACUCCGGGAUUGAUGACCAUCUUUCCCCCGGCCAGCGUGCAUUCUAUGUACAAUAUUGGCUGCGAAAAGAAUCAACUCUACUCGUUCCUCAACGAUGCCGACCCGGGAACAUUGAACAUAGCUCAGGCGUUCUUCAUGAUGCCGAAAGACAUUGGAACCCAAGUGAUGCCAUUCAUCAACCUCACCAACGGGAACUGGACAGCCACAGGUCAGCGUAUCCCAGCAGUCGGAACAGGAAGUCAGGACGGAUUCGAAGCCUGUCGACAACGAUGUGGGCUUACUACGAGGGCAUAUGCCGACGUGUCUCUGGUUAUAUAGAUGCGAUGGUCCUCCCUUUCUCGCUUUCCUGCCAAGGUCUACUACUUUGUUCGAACUGCUUUUCGGCGUCGGCUUUAUGGACCAUGCCUCUCAUUGCUGUUGGGGUUUUGUUCGAAGAAACUUGCAUUGGGUAUCUUAUGGCCCAAGCGAUGGACACAAGUUACAGCUUGUCCGCUGUGCCAAAACACUCAAGCAUUCACGAGGCGGGUUCUGAUUCUUGUGGUUGUUGAUUUCUUUCUCGGUCACUCCUUUAGCGGAAAUACUCGACCAACAUUGGUGCGAUCUAUAUAAAACAUGCGCUCAUCGUUGCUGAUUUCAGGAUAAGAUGACCCAAGCAUUUCCCAAUCUCACGUCUCCACGCCAAUAACAACACCAAAAUCACUUUUCAGAUGCCUGAAGCCGUCACGAGGAGAACUCAAAUCAC